AAUUCAAUCCGAUCAAAAGUAUCUUUGACGUCCGCAAGGACUCGUCGCACACAGUGGAACAGAAGACAAAAGAAGGAGAGAGAGAAGGUCUCAGAGCUGGAUUGGAUACAGAGCCAUAGAUGGAGAGAGAACACUAUUUCAAUGAAGAAGGAUAUAUAGAACAAGAAGAAUAAGAAGAAAGUACCCUAGAAAAAGGAAAAAGAAAAAAAUUAAUAUUUUUAAAGUUACUGAAGAAGCCGAAGAAGAAGACAGAUGGAAGAAUAAUUUUGAUAUUUCAGGAAAUUGUUUGUGGCUCCGUUUGAUCGAAAUAUUCGGGCUUCAGACUGUCAGUGCUGAAUUUCAACUCCUACGAGAGUACCGGGGUUGGGGUUUCCUCAGGUGCUACAUUUGAUGUGGAAGACUGUGCUUCUUUAGAUGGUCUUCGGAAGCGAGAAUGCAUUUUUUGUUGUGUCACGGAAUUUUAGUGAUCCAAGGAUUUUUAAAUAGCAGAGACUUGAGCCAUUGCUGGCUAGUAUAUGUUCCUUCUGAAAACUAGUGGAAUGCAAGAAUGUUCAGAAUCGAAGCUUGUUGCCUGAUUUUAGUUUUCCUUUUUCUUCCUUUGGUGUUCAUCACUGCUACACAGCAUUUUUUUAGAAAGAGAACUUUUUCACUUCGUUGGGUACAAAUGAGAACUCUCUGGUCUCGAGCUCUAGAUUUAAGAGUAAUACAUCUGCUGGGUUGAGUGAGAUCCAUUAAUCUGAGCCUUGUUGUUUGGUGCUGCUUCUUUGGAUCUCGUGGUGUUUAGUUUGUAUUUCAUGCUGUUAUAGUUAAAUUCUUUCAACUUUAGCUUAUAGCCCGUAGUUUGUGCUAUUGGAAAGAUGGUGCCCUCGGGGCCUCCGACUCCUGUCGGUGGUGCCCAAUCCGUCUCGCCUUCACUCAUGCGAUCAAACUCUGGCCUUUUGGGAGCGCAAGGUGGUGCGAUUCCUUCACAGACAGGGUUUCCUUCACUUGUCUCUCCGCGUACUCAAUAUAAUAGCAUAAACUUGCUUGGUAACAUGCCCAAUGUUUCCUCUAUCCUCAACCAAUCUUUUGGGAAUGGUGGGUCGAACUCUGGCCUUUCUGGUUCGGGGAGUAUCCAACGUGGUGGGGUUGAUACAGGGGCUGAGUCUGAUCCACUGUCUAUUGCCGGUAAUGGAAUGAACUUCACUUCUUCACCUCUGUCAUUUGCACCACCAAACACUGGGAACAUUGGCUCAACUGGUCAAGGUCAGGGGCAGCAAUUCUCAAACCCAUCUGGGAACCAGCUGGCACCUGAACAGCAGCAAUCUCAGCAUCUUGAGCAGCAAAACUUCCAGCAUGGUCAGCAUUCAUUGCAGCAGUUCUCUGUUCCUCACAGCCACCAGCAGCAACAACAACAGCAGCAGCAACAGCAGCAGCAGCAGCAAUUUCAGCCAAUUCGGGGAGGUUUGGGGAGCAUUGGGCCUGUUAAAUUGGAGCAACAGAUGACCAACGACCAAAAUGGGCAGCAGCAACAUUUGCAGUCCUUGCGGAGUCUGGGUCAAGUGAAAUUGGAACCUCAACAAAUCCAGACCUUGAGAAAUUUAGGGCCUGUCAAACUGGAACAACAACAUUCAGAUCAGUCAUUGUUUCUUCAGCAACAACAGCAGCAGCAUCAAUACCUCCAAAUGACCAGGCAGUCUUCUCAGGCGGCUGCUGCUGCUCAGAUUAAUCUGCAGCUACAACAGCAGCGUAUCCUGCAGCUACAACAGCAGCAGCAGCAGCAGCAGCAGCAACAGCAACUCUUGAAGGGACUUCCUCAGCAGCGGUCUCAGUUGCCGCAGCAGUUUCAACAGCAGAGUUUGCCUGUGAGAUCUCCAGUUAAACCUACCUAUGAACCUGGGACAUGUGCGCGGCGUUUGACACACUAUAUGUAUCACCAACAACACAGGCCUGCUGACAAUAAUAUUGAGUUCUGGAGGAAAUUUGUUGCUGAGUACUUUGCUCCCAAUGCCAAAAAGAGGUGGUGUGUCUCUCUGUAUGGAAAUGGUCGGCAAACAACUGGUGUUUUCCCUCAGGAUGUAUGGCACUGUGAAAUAUGCAAUCGCAAGCCUGGUCGGGGUUUUGAAGCGACGGUUGAAGUUUUACCCAGGCUUUGCAAAAUCAAGUAUGAUAGUGGUACUUUGGAAGAACUUCUCUAUGUUGAUAUGCCACGUGAAUAUCAGAAUGCAGCAGGGCAAAUAGUCCUAGACUAUGCAAAAGCAAUACAGGAAAGUGUAUUUGAGCAACUGCGUGUAGUUCGUGAUGGUCAGCUAAGAAUUGUUUUUUCACCUGAUCUAAAGAUUUGUUCUUGGGAGUUUUGUGCUCGGCGUCAUGAGGAGCUCAUUCCUCGAAGGUUGAUCAUUCCUCAGGUUAGUCAGCUUGGAGCAGCAGCUCAGAAAUACCAGGCUGCUAGCCAAAAUGGAUCAUCCAACCUAUCUUCUCAGGAUUUACAAAAUAACUGCAAUAUGUUUGUUGCAUCAGCUCGCCAAUUGGCAAAAGCUUUGGAGGUGCCUUUAGUAAAUGAUUUAGGAUAUACGAAGAGAUACGUGCGGUGUCUUCAGAUAUCAGAAGUCGUUAACAGCAUGAAAGAUUUGAUUGAUUAUAGCAGAGAAACAGGGACUGGACCUAUGGCAAGUUUGAUCAACUUCCCUCGGAGAACCAGCGCUUCAUCUGGGCUUCAAAGUCCAGGUCAACAAGCUGAGCAGCAGCAGCAGCAACAGCAACAAACCAUGGUGCAAAACUCUAGCAAUGAUCAGAGCUCUGUCCAGGCCACUGGUGUGCAGCUCACUGCAAACAAUGCGGUUGUUAGUGUAAAUAACUCCCUAAACUCAGCAUCCACUUCCACAUCUGUGAACCCUAUUGUUGGGCUACUCCACCAGAACUCCAUGAAUUCGAGGCAGGAAAACUCGAUAACCAAUGCUAACAGUCCGUAUGGUGCGAGUACAGUGCAGAUCCCAUCAGCAGCGGCUUCCUCAAGUUCAAUACCACAGGCUCAAACAAACCCAUCAUCCCCAUUCCCAUCACCGACACCUUCGUCUAACAAUCCUCAGAAUUCUCAUAGUGCCUUACCAGCAACAACAGUGAAUGCAGCAAACCAGAUGAGUAGUGCAAAUUCACCAGCGACCAUUGCAAUGCAACAGCCAACUCAGCCCACUGAGGCUGCUGACCCAAAUGAUUCCCAGAGCUGUGUCCAGCAGAUCAUACAAGAAAUGAUGAUGUCUACUCAUCAGCUAAAUGGAGGGAGUAGUAUGGGUGGUGUUAGUUCCUUGGGAAACGACAUGAAAAACAUCAAUGGGAUCGUGCAGACGGGCAAUAACACGGCUCUCAAUGGCGGAAACUGUUUGGUUGGAAAUGGGAUUGCCAACAGUUCAGGCAUUGGCAGUGGGGGAUUUGGUAACAUGGGUGUUGGAAUUAGUACACCUGCAACAGUUAGUGGAAUUAGAGCUGCGAUGGGCAAUAACUCCAUGGCGUUGAAUGGGCGGGUUGGCAUGCCAUCAAUGUCACAGGACUCUGGAAUGAACUAUCAACAAGAAGAUUUGGGGAAUCGGCUGUUAAGUGGGCUUGGUACAGUAAACAGCUACCAUAAUAAUCUCCAAUUCGGUUGGAAAUCAUCCCCGUAGAAGGCUUUUUUUGAAUGAUAAGUGUGUGUUUUCGAUGGAUGCUGUUGGAGCAGUGUCAGAUAUAUCCAGACUGCUUGUGUCAAAUGUAGUCCAAGCAUACCACAGCUUCCAGUUCUGUACUAAUUCCAGGAAAGGUAAAAAAGUAUAGUGUAGUGUCCAUUGAAACGUUGUAAUCCACCACAUCAGCUUUGGGUUUCUUUCUUUUUCUUUCCCCACAUUUUGGGUCACCUACGUAUGUGAUGAGGGUUACUGAUGGGAAGUCCUUGUAUUUUAUGGUUCCAUAUAGAAGCUUUUCACCACUAACACCCCUAAAAUGGGGAAUCA
Macadamia integrifolia is the source of this 3962-nucleotide messenger RNA. RefSeq names its product transcriptional corepressor SEUSS-like. NCBI's taxonomy places the organism in Eukaryota, Viridiplantae, Streptophyta, Magnoliopsida, Proteales, Proteaceae. Gene Ontology annotation, cellular component: nucleus; transcription regulator complex. The transcript is spliced from 10 exons. The coding region runs from base 858 to 3638 and encodes 926 amino acids. The record is from RefSeq and is a predicted model, not a curated record. Gene Ontology annotation, biological process: positive regulation of transcription by RNA polymerase II; negative regulation of transcription by RNA polymerase II.